AUGUCGCCCUCGCCGGGAGAGGAACCACAACCGCAGGAGACGAAGGCCGCCGGUGGUCUUGCCGGCGUCUUCAAGGGGCUCACGGGCGGUGGAAAGCUGACGAAAUCCCCUCCUGUUCUCCAACAACCCUUCGCCCCGAUCGCCGGUUCUCAGGCUUUCGCAGACCGACUAGAUGCCGCUUCUCCGUCGUCGGCCUUCCACGGGCUUCCCCCCGAGCAGGCUGAACUGUUUGGACAGUUGAAGAAUGGCCAGCUAGCGGAGCGGGUUGCUGCUGCGAACUCGCUCCGUUAUGUAAUUGCCGAUUUCCCUCUCAAUCCCGUCCGCGAUAUCUGGCAUGCUGCAAAAGACCUGAUUGACCCAGACAAGCCGGCAAACGCCCGACAAGUUGCCUGGGAGCUUCUCACAGAAUGUAUCAAAUACCCAGCGUCGACCGAGCUCGAGCGGCGCGAGUAUUUUCGCACACUGACCGCUCCUGCUCCACCCGACGACUUCUACCUUCAACUGGCUGCCCUCGAGGAUCUGACAAACCGGGGCCGCAAUAUUUCGGGAUUCUAUUACGACAUCUUCCCGCUCCUGACCCAAUGGUUACAAGAGACAUACAACGCUGCGAAGACUGCCCGCAGACAGGCCUCCCGUGGGACUGGCAAGGCCUCGAAAGGGAUUACCCUGUCAUCGGGCGAGGACAAGAACUUGUCUCGCAUGUUCGCGUUGCUGAAGGAUGUCAUCAAAUUCAACUUCAAAUUCGCCACGGACUCGGUGGUCGGGAGUUUGAUGGAUAUCCUCCUCAAGAUAUGCAUGAAUACGAGCGUGGAAGAUGACCUGAGAGCCUGCAUCAACGUCGUUGAUACUGUGGUCACAUUUGGCACCAUUCCAACCGACAAGCUCAAGGACUGCAUACAAGUUCUCAGCUCGAUUCACUGCUUGGUCCCCAGCUUACAAAAAGACUCAUGGCACACCAUAUCCGUCAUCUGCAGGUCCCACCAUGGCCAGUCAACUGUUAGGAUCUUGCUGGACCUUUUGCGAGCAUAUUCCACCUCCCCGGAUAAGGAUGCAGUCAGGGAGGUCCGUGGCGCACUCUCGGUUCUGAAGAAACUCCUCUCCAAGUCCUCCGAGAAGGGCUAUCCAACGGUCCCCUUGGCACUGCUCGUCGACGGGCUAUCGACAGUUGCAAAGAGCAGUUCCACAAGAAUAGCGACCGAAAUCCUCAAGCUGGUCAAUUCGAUGUUUAAUGGGCGCGAGGGCAACAUCAAUGCCAUGCUUCUGGAAGAGCAUUGGUCGCCAAUUUUUGCCGUCGCUGCGCAGUGUGCAAAGAAGGCCUUCCAUCCGUCCCCUAAUGUGGACGCCAGCCCUUCUUCCCUGCCUACAGUCGUUAAGGACGAAAGGGAGCCGGAGGACGGCGUGGCCCUGCAGUUGAAAAAUCUGGUCAACCGGAUAGAGACAUUGCUCACCCACAACAACCCCGAUUUUCCGCAGCGGGAGGAGUGCAUGGGUUUUCUCGCCGCGGUCCACCAAGUCCUCCCAGACUCCGCAGCAGCCCUCGUUGUCGCACACCUCCGAGAGUCUCGGGCUUGUUUCCCAUCAGAAGUGGGCUGGGAAGACAAUCUCAAACUCGUCAUGGAGCGCUUCUAUCUCAACCGGAGUAGGGAUCCGCUGACUCGACUGCGUGCUCUGGAAGUUAUCGUUGAGGUGUACAAUUUUCUUUAUCUGGCAGAGGGCCUCGUCGAUGAGGAAUCGGUCAUCGAACUUGUCCGGCGGGUGCUUGGGGGGCUACGCGUAGAAGACGAUAGUCACGUGCUACAGGAAACGGUGGCCUUCUUAGUCGAAGUGGCUGAGACGGCAGGCGACCGCCUUUUCGAUGAUAUCCUGGAUGCUUUCAAGGCCGUGAUUUCCAAGGACAUGUCCAGGCCGCCGCUGUCUGGGUUGGCUCCCCACAGAGUCGGCCCAUCAGCCCAUCGAAGCCAAACGGUUCACUUCGCGAACCAGAGCCUCUCCAACGUGGUCAGCAAAGGCUACGUUCAGAUAUUCAUUCAAAUGAUGAAUCACAAUGGUCCAAAGGCAAUCAAGGCAUACACGGCGCUUGUCCAUAUUGCGCGAUCGAAUUCGUGCGAAGUCGACGCUCGGCUGACAGCCAUGAAGAUGUUAUUUCGCCUCCGGGCGGACUUUGAGCAUCACGUCUACCUCACGGCCUUGGUUCAGAACGACGCGCUGGCCGGGAGCCUGUACAGGACCGAGGCGUCUCUCGCGCGCAAACUGGCAGAGGACGCGUCGCAGCCUCCUAGGUUGUCAAGGGCAGAACACGCUGGAAGGCCGACCCGCGGCAUAUCAUUCAGCCAGGGCCAGACAGUCGAACGCGGGGUUCCAGCCCGGUCGGCAUCUACCCCUAAACCUGGCACUCAUCAGGGCCAGCGGCUCUGGUCGGUCCCUGACGCCGACGCUCUGCCCGCGUCCCCUCCCGGUAGCCCCAGUCCUCUUCUCGUUUCUCACAAGCGGGAUCAGAGCGGAACGGCUAAGCCCGAGAACCUGACGAUGCUCUUGGAUAUGAUCCCUUGGUUAGAGGCACUCAUAAGUCUCUUCCACCAGGGAUGCGAUUGGGAGGUGUACAGCUUCAUACUGGUCCACCUCCCCCUCCAACUGAGCAACCAUUCGAUCUUCAGGGACGCCAUCUCCCACAUCCAGGAAUUGCGACGUUUGCUUUGCGAGAUGGUCCGAACAAACAGCUUUCAGGAGCCACCGCACUCGUCAGGUCUUCGCCGUACCGACGUUGCCAACUGUUUAUUUCACUCGCUCAUCAUGAUCGUCAGCUACCACCACCAUUUCCAGAAGGUGGAUGAGGAUGAGCUUGUCAGGACGUUUAUGUACGGGAUAUCGGACAAGACAGCGAAAACGUGCAUCCACGCGCUCUCGAUGUGCUGUCACGAGCUGCCCAUGUCGGUGAGCAAGUCCCUGCUCACCAUCCUGCAAAGGAUGUCGCAGGUCAUUACCCAGCCGUUCGUGGCCAUGCACAUACUCGAGUUCCUGGCCUGCCUCAGCCGCCUGCCCUCGCUGUACUCCAACUUCCGCGAGGAUGAUUACCGUAUUGUCUUUGGCAUCUGUUUCAGAUAUCUGCAAUACGUUCGCGAGAAGAAGCUGGCGAUGCGCGGCAGCAUCUCGAGCGACGUGGCAAUGCCCAGUGGCGGCGUCGCGAAUCAACCCGAGAUUCUUGGCCAGCAUCCCGCCGCUGACGACCUCCCUCAAUAUGUCUAUGCCCUUGCGUACCAUGUCAUCACCUUCUGGUUCCUUGCCGUCAAGCUGCCCGACCGGCCGACGCAGAUUGGCUGGAUUACCAAAAACCUCUUUACCGAUGUUGAUGGGAGUGCGAAUACCGAGGAGCAUGCGCAGAUCACGCUCGACUUCAUGCAGCGCGUGGCCUUCUCCGAUGCCGCCGACUCUGUCCAAGAUCCUCUCUUCAAGGAACAGUACUUUGGCGAAAUCCAGACGAAGCGCUGGAUUAUCGGAAACAGCAUCCUCACGAUUCGGCAGGCGAGGGAAUCAAGCUGGGCCGAAAUCACACGUCGCUAUCCCUCUGGCACGUCUUCAUAUGCACUCCGUGUCGAGUUCACGCCGAUGCCGAACCUACCCGCGCCUGAUGGCUCGGACGCUGCGGCGUGGGACGGCCGCUUCCAGCACGGCCUCACCAUAUUCCCGAGCCACCUUCUGAUGCAGCUGCUGGCCCCUAUGCCGCAGUUGUAUGAUCCGAGCAUCCGGCCCAUCCUCCUUCCAGAUGACGACUUCGUCGACCGGGCCAUCCGAAACUUUGAUCGCAACUCUCCGGUAGACGGCCACAAAGUGGGUGUCAUCUACAUCAAAGAAGGGCAGACGAGCGAGCCAGAGAUCCUAGCCAACACAGCGGGCAGCCCUGAUUAUCACCAGUUCCUCAGAGGCUUGGGGCCGCUGACGAAGUUGAAGGGAGCCACCUUCAACACGCAAGGCCUUGACCGCGAAAACGACCUCGACGGGAAAUACACCUACUGUUGGCGGGACCGUGUCACCGAGAUUGUGUUCCACAUAACCACCCAGAUGCCCACCAACCUCGAAACUGACCCGCAAUGCAUCAUGAAGAAGCGGCAUAUCGGCAAUGACUAUGUCAGCAUUGUCUGGAACGACUCGGGCAUGCCCUUCAAGUUUGAUACAUUUCCCUCUCAGUUCAAUUACGUCUACAUUAUCAUCACGCCUACGCCGCACCUCCCCUUCGUCGCCUCCCGGAUGACCCAGGAGGAGGGCACUUCGCGCUUCUGCAUGGUGCAGGUCAUGAGCAAGGAGGGUUUCCCGGAGAUCUCUCCGUGCGCCGAACCGAAAAUGAUCAGUCUCAAGGCGCUGCCCAGCUUUGUCCGGCUGCUCGCGCUCAACGCCUCGGUCUUCUCCCUCGUCUGGGCCAAUAGUGAUACCGGCGAGCACGUGUCCUCGUGGCGUGAGCGCCUCCGCCAGAUCAAUGUGCUGCGCAUGAAAUACCGUCCAUCUCGAGGCCAGGGCGUCACGCCCUCCCCGCCGCCGGGAGCCAUCGCUACACCGGUACCGGGUGCAACAACAGGCUCCGUGCUGUCGGUCGUGAGCAGCGGCGGCGGCGGCCACGGUGCCCAUCACCACCAGUACCACCACCAGCAGCAGCCUGCUGGUCAGGGAAUGUCCGGACCAGGAGGAGGCGCAGCAGUAGCAGCAGGCGGAGGAGGCGGCCCCGGCACCGAUGUAAACGCUGCCGGGGUCGGAGGAAUCACGAGCCCGCGGCUUACGGGCAUGCGCGACAGCUUCAGCAGCCUGAGGCGGGCGUCGGUUGCGACCUUCUUCACUAGCGCCACGAGCGGCGAGCAAUCGCACCGCUCGAGCAUGUUGUCGACGGUGACGACGGAGAACACGGAGGUGUUGCAGCCCAGUACGGCCGAGGCGUUGGUUGACUCGGUGGACUUUUCGAAGUGGACUUAA
Parathielavia appendiculata is the source of this 4956-nucleotide messenger RNA. RefSeq lists its product as uncharacterized. Gene Ontology annotation, cellular component: TSC1-TSC2 complex; cytoplasm; nucleus. The transcript is spliced from 2 exons. The record is from RefSeq and is a predicted model, not a curated record. Gene Ontology annotation, molecular function: GTPase activator activity. Gene Ontology annotation, biological process: negative regulation of TOR signaling; regulation of small GTPase mediated signal transduction; positive regulation of GTPase activity. NCBI's taxonomy places the organism in Eukaryota, Fungi, Ascomycota, Sordariomycetes, Sordariales, Chaetomiaceae. The coding region runs from base 1 to 4956 and encodes 1651 amino acids.